AUGACGAGCGAAGGAGCUAAGAGGCAUGGCGGUGACGAGGUGAGGCGUGCAAAGCCUGUUGAAGCCCCGAAACGGCAUUUUGAUUCAUAGCUUUGGUGGCCUGGCUGCACGAUGGCUGCCAGCGCAGGUGAAAGAAGAGGUGUUGUUUGCCAUGUGACGUCUGCAGCAGACGUCAACGUUGACGAUGCGGCAGCAGCUGCUGGCACAGAUUCAGGCCUAUCAGACCAAUCAGGCGAGGGUAAGUAACCAAAACACUCACUCACUCAUUCAGUGCAUCCACCACUCAUCGGUUGCUUUGUGUUGUUUGUGUGUGCUGUGGUGUGCAGGUCAACAAUGGCAUCGGCCGACUCACUCAGAUGGACACCGCUGCGAUCACACCACUGGUGCGGCCAGACUGCCAAACACAACACAAAGGCCUCUGUUUCAUGGUAUCUCGUGUGCCUCGCUUGUUCGUCAGAUGGUGGCCAAGGUCACUCGUCAGCUCGCCAACGAAUCGGCCCGUCUGGCCCAGCUGGCGGACAACAUCGACUCGACCAUCGCACUCACAACACACACACAGGUGAGAGAGAUCACACACGCACAGCUCCAUGUGUGUCUUUCUGUGUGUCAUCAGGCUCGGCGGCUGCGCGUGACUGACAUUCCCGCCGGGCCGAUGAGCAUCGUCCUGGCACUCUCUGACCUCACCACCGUUGCCCGACUCAAGGCGACAGCCCGCCACUUCAGAAACGCCCUGCGGCUCAUCGUCCGCAAUAUUCGGCUGCGGAAGGCCAUCGAGUGUGCGGGGGUUGGCGGUGUGGUGCGGUUCGGGGCUGAGCUGAGCCACGGCGAUGUGAUGAAGGCCAUGUGGUUGAUGGAGGAGGGGGGCGAGGGCGGCUGGGGGAAGGUGGCGGACACGCUCGAUUCGGUGAGCAUCUCGGCUAUUGCCAGCUGCCGGUCACUGUGGGUGCCGGAGAUCUGCAGACACACGCCACCAAGGCGGUAG
Messenger RNA from Vitrella brassicaformis, 982 nucleotides. NCBI's taxonomy places the organism in Eukaryota, Vitrellaceae. The record is from the annotation of a GenBank genome assembly.